GUUCGACCGGAGGAGGCGGUGACGUCACAGCAUCACUUCACAGAAACGAUGGGACCCGCGUGACGUUACAGCUCUUCAUCCAAGCAUCCCUGCAUCUCAACAUCACAACGAUGGACGGAUACGUGCUCCCCGACCGGAACCAAUUCUUGCAGUUUUUGAAAAAACUUAAAGAAGUGUUUGACGCGUGCGACGAGCAUGCGGACGGCUUCAUCCGCGUGCAGCGCUUCGUGGACCUCGGACUGCGCUUCGGACAGGGCGAUGAGGUCAAGACGUUGACCAAGUUUCUGGACCCUAACGCUCACGGGAAGAUCAACUUCAAGGACUUCUGUCAUGGGGUCUUUGCCAUCAAAGGUUGUGAGGACAUGUUUGAGGCGGCUGUGGGCCCCUACUUUGUUCCUGAGGUCCGGCCUUCCUUCACAGACAACGGCUACAUCUACCAGAAUGGCGAGGGCCGGCGGGCCCCAGCAGUCACCGUCUGCACGCGGCCCCACCCGGACUGGGGCCCCUACCAGGGCCAGGACCGGGGCCCCUACCAGGUCCCAGGGGACGGGGACAUGAUGGACAGCAGCGCUGAACACGCAGACUCUGACAUGGGACUGGAGGACGGCUCCUCUCCAGCAUCGGCCAUCUUGGGCGAGGAGCAGUUUGAGGACUACGGUGAGGGGGUUGACCUCACUCCCAGCAGCCCCGGGGGCGAGGAGACACACAACACCGGCUUCUCUCACCGGGGGACCUCCAGUGCAGGCCAGACCCCUCCAAAGAUGCGUCCCCUUGACAACAACGAGCUGCUGGAUGUGGUUUGCUCGCAGUGCUGCAAGAAAGUCAACCUUCUGAACGACCUGGAAGCUCGCCUGAGAGACCUCAAGGCCAGCAGCCCAAAUAUGAAGAUGUCCAGUCGAGCUUUUGGACGCCAGUUGGUCCAGUCCAACGCGGGGGUGUUUGGCGGCAGUGCAGCGAGCAGCACAGAGGACCUGCUGGCUGACAGCAUGGAGCCCUGUGACAUCACAGAGAAGGUCAUUUUUCUAGAAAAGAAAGUAACAGAGUUAGAGAGCGACCGCGCGGCCAACGGAGACCUGAAGUCCAAACUCAAACAGGAGAACACCCACCUGGUCCACAGGGUGCAUGAGCUGGAGGAGGAGGUGAAGGACGUGGAGGUCCGCGCUGAGCAGAGUCUAGAGGAGGAGCUGAGGAGGCACAAGGAGGCGUACGGCCGCGCGCAGCGGGAGCACAGCGCCCAGAUCGAGCUGCUCAGCAACAAGGUGCAGCAGCUGGAGGAGAACAACCAGGAGAUGAAGCUGAAUGUGUGCAGACUCAAGUCCCAGACCGAGAAACUGGACCAGGAGAAGCAGAGGAUGACUGACCAGCUGGAGGACAGCAGUCUGCAGCUGAAGGACGAGAUGGAGCUGUACAGGGAGGUGGUGGACCAGCUGUGGCUCCACCGCCACCAAUUCCACAAGGAGAAGGAGGCCAUGCAGGAGGUGACGGAGGACCUCCGCCGCCAGCUGGAGCGGCUGCAGCUCUUCAGGCUGGAGGUGGAGCAGCCGGGGGAGGGGUGGGGGCGGGCCCAGGCCCGGGCGCGGGAGGUGCAGCUGGAGGUCAAGAGGCUGCAGCAGGAGAACCACAAGCUGAGGGACCAGAACGACGACCUCAACGCCCAGAUCCUCAGCCUCAGCCUCUACGAGGCCAAGAACCUGCUGGCCUCCCACACCAAGGCCCAGUGCCUGGCCGCCGAGAUCCAGACCGCCACCCGCGACGAGCUGGUGGACGCUGUGAAGGAACAAGAAGAGAACAACUACCGCUUAAGGCAGUACAUGGAUAAGAUCAUUCUGGCUAUUCUAGACCAUAACCCCUCCAUCUUGGAGAUCAAGAAGGAAUAAAAAAAGAUCAAUUUGUAGACACACUAUGACUGAGUCCCUACCAUGGCAACCCAGAACCAACCUUCUCUUUAAUGGACUCGCUGGGCUCACCUUCCCAAGUGCAAAGGCAUUCCAAGAUGUCUCCAACCUUUGAUCACAUAAUGAAAUGAGUCGGGUCUGGUCAGACGAGGUGGGUCACCUGGUCUACAGGUAGAGGCCUCCUAGGCCUGUUGGAAGACUCUAGACCUUUCCAGAAGCCUUCCUGUGUACACGUUGAGUAGCUUAUUCACCAGAAGAUUCACAUUCACACAGCUUGAUGACACUGAGCACCAUGAGAAUAGAAGGACAACUGGGUAUACUUUAACAGAUAACAAGGUCUGGAUGUUAUUAAAGCACAAAGCGCACAAUUAGUUUAAAGUAGAACCGUAGGUAACGAACAUGAUGCACAUCUCGUGUCUGCUUCCGGAGAUCAUGAGAUAUGUUUGGAUUAUGGAGGAAAUGGGGAAAUGCAUUUACUUAAAGAUACUUAAUUGGCUCGUUCACACUUUCUGUCAGCAGUUGAUAUUUGAUCUCAAAUAGUAUUGUACAUUGCACAUAUUGUAAUUAUUACGCAUUUCCUCACACUCUAUAGCACCAUUUGAUCAAUUUAAUGUUUAAUGUUUACAAAAGGGAAAUAAGUUGUAUAUUCUGUGGUUACAAUAUUCGGUUUAUAGAAAAAAGAGUUUGUUUAUUAUGUUGUAAGGUUAUUAUAUCUUGUGUUGCCCUUUCCCUCACCAUAUUUGUGCCACAUAAAUAUCAAAAUAUCCAAUGUUGAUUCACUAGUCACACUUUCAUAAUGUCCAUUGAUGCAUAUAUUUUAAUAAGCAAUACCUACCUAGUUUGGCUUUUUCUACAUGCUGUCACAAUCGCCCUUCUACAAUGUAAUUAAGUGUACAGAAUCUAGUUAUUGUUUGUAUUCUCACUACACAGAGAAUAUUAUCUUUUUACAAUAUGAAUGGUAAUGACGAUAAGAAUAGAUUAUAAUGUGUGUUACCAGUGCAGCACAUUAGAAACACAUUCACAUGAGGCAUUACUUCAGGAGUUUUAAAUGGCAUUAACAACGCACACCAGUGCUAUAGCCUUUUAGAAAUAGCCUGGUCACACUGAAGGCCACCAAUGUGUUUGUUCUUUCACGAUUGUAAACUGAAAUCUACAUUUAGUGGCCAUGUUGUAUAAUAUAGAUGUGUGAAUUAAAGUAAC
Molecule: messenger RNA, 3095 nt
Organism: Gadus chalcogrammus (walleye pollock)
Lineage: Eukaryota; Metazoa; Chordata; Actinopteri; Gadiformes; Gadidae
Gene: rab11fip4a
Product: RAB11 family interacting protein 4 (class II) a
Exons: 15
Coding region: 111-1877 (588 amino acids)
Biological process (GO): endocytic recycling; regulation of cytokinesis
Cellular component (GO): midbody; recycling endosome membrane; cleavage furrow
Source: RefSeq, a predicted model, not a curated record